Messenger RNA from Akanthomyces muscarius, 3225 nucleotides. RefSeq lists its product as uncharacterized. The transcript is spliced from 4 exons. The coding region runs from base 1 to 3225 and encodes 1074 amino acids. Gene Ontology annotation, molecular function: oxidoreductase activity; NADP binding; NAD binding. The record is from RefSeq and is a predicted model, not a curated record. Lineage: Eukaryota; Fungi; Ascomycota; Sordariomycetes; Hypocreales; Cordycipitaceae.
AUGGCGGGUGCUGAUACUAUUGGCGUCAUAGCCAGCGCUAGUACAGACAGCGACUGGUACAUUGAUGCGCUGCAAAAGUCGGGUGCUACUGUUCAUCGCUAUUCAACGACUGCUUUCAGUUCGCAUGCUUCUUCCAAGGCCGAUUUGCAUGCCUUGUCGUGCCUCCCCCGAAAGUCGGCAAUUAUCGUCGCCGAACCGGUCCCCGAUGAUUUCUAUGAAAGCUUGGGGACAACCAUAGCAGAACGGGGUCGACACGAUGUACAAGUCAUCGCAGCCUCUGUGUCCCAGAAAUCAAUCUUUGUUGCUGGGCCAAACUCUGCAGUAGAUGCCUAUCUAGCAUUGCUGCAGCGUCCAGGCAUACCUGUCCAUCAUGUGCCCGGAGACUUUAGCUCUGCCGCCAAGUUGCGACUCGUCCACGACCAUUUGCUGGGAGUCCAUACUGUUGCAGCGGCGGAGGCCAUGGGCCUAGCAGCCAAGGCUGGACUUAAUACCAACCAGGUUUACGACAUUAUUGUCAACGCUGCUGGUAGUUCUACAGCUUUUGAGACCAGGGCCAAGAAAAUGCUUGCUGGGGAUUGGGUGCCCGAAACUCCAUUGUUCCAAACAUCGGAUAAGUUGGCCAAUGCGGUAGCUAAAACGCGAGACCUGCGUUUUCCACUGCCGCUCGCUUCUGCUGCCCAACAGAUGUGCAUCAUGGCGUCGUCCUUGGGGCAUGGUGGACAAGACGAUUCUGCUGUCAUUCGCGCCUACAUGCCUAGUGAUGUAGACGCCAUCAAGCAAGCGACCAGAAGAUCAACAACUGCAAAUGAGCUCACCCCAACCAGCAGUCCUGGCGAGAUUGCCAGCGUCGGCAUGGUUGGCUUGGGGGCCAUGGGCCAGGGAAUGGCAGCCUCGCUCCUACGGGCUGGAUUCGCCGUCAACGGCUUCGACAUGAAUGCUGACGCGGUCGAUAAAUUUGCCUCAAAUAACCCAAAGGCCCAGAGGGCCUCUUCCGCGGCUGAUGCGAUGAGCGCCUCCGCGGUUGUUAUUCUGAUGGUCCAGAAUGCGGCGCAAGCCGAUGAUAUCCUAUUUGGGCCGGGCAAUGGAGCCGAUGCGCUGUCGGACCACACUGUAGUCAUUUUGAGUUCAACAGUACCGCCAUCUUUUGUUCGAAAACUGGGAGCCAGAUUGCAAAACCUUGGCCGGGGGAUAUCUCUACUGGAUGCUCCCGUAAGCGGCGGCGUUGCGCGAGCUGCGAAUGGUACACUUGCCAUCAUGUGCUCUGGGGAGGAUUCAUCGCUUGCCAAGAGCAGAUCCGUCUUGCUGGCCAUGACUGGCCCAGUCACAAACCUGCACACAGUCCAGGGGGGCAUAGGUGCAGCCUCGUCCGUAAAGCUCGUCAAUCAGCUCUUGGCCGGCGUGCAUAUCGUUGCGGCAGCCGAAGCCAUGGCAUUCGCAGCACGCUUGUCAUUGCACACCAGGGUUGCAUUCGAUAUCCUAAUACAGACGGAUGCAUGGAGCUGGAUGCUGGAGAAUCGGGCAGGUCAGAUGCUCGAUGCGGACUGGACUCCGCAUUCCGCCCUAGCUAUAUUUGUCAAAGACCUGGGCAUCGUCCUCGACGAAGCAAAGCGCCUCGUCUUCUACUCUCCAAUCGCCUCCGCUGCGCAUACACUCUAUCUCAACGGUGCGGCGCACGGCUGGGAAAAGGAAUCCGAUGCCGGUGUUGUGCGACUUUGGGAGCUGGCCGGCAUCUCCGUCUCGGGCAGCGCGAGCACGCAGCCCAAGACAACACAAACAUCAAAUAUGAACCUACCAAGACUAGCGGCAGCUGAAACGUUAAGUUCCCUUCCGGAGGAAUAUUCAGAAGAUGUGCUCAGCUCCAUCCGACGCGUGGUCGAUGGUGGACAGGUUCCGACGCUAGUUAUUCUUGAUGACGACCCUACGGGGACACAGACCUGCCACGACAUCAAUGUGCUCGCUGUCUGGGAUGCUGAGACAUUGGCGCAGGAAUUCAGCAGUGGCCCUGCGGGGUUCUUCAUCCUGACAAACUCCCGUGCGCUGCCAUCUGCGGAUGCUCGCCGUCUCGUCGUGGAGAUUUGCGCAAACGUGAAAGCAGCCGCCGCAAAGACCAACAAGACAUUUGAAAUUGUCCUACGCGGCGACUCUACGCUCCGCGGGCAUCUACCAGAAGAGCCGGAAGCGGUAGAGGAAGCUCUGGGUCAAUUUGAUGGCUGGGUGCUUACUCCAUUCUUCUCCCAAGGUGGCCGCUUGACCAUUAACGAUGUGCAUUACGUCAAAGAGGGCGAUGUGCUGGUGCCUGUAAGCCAGACACCCUUUGCUCAAGAUGCUACGUUUGGCUAUAAAAACUCGAAUCUGCGCCAAUACGUCCUCGAAAAAUGCGGCUCGAGGUUCGAUGAGGAAACCUUCCUGUCCAUUAGCAUCGAUGACAUUCGCUGCGGGGGCCCUUCAGCAGUGGCGAAAAGGCUGCUUUCUGUGCCCAGUAGCCCUGAUCUGGUCAUAGUCGUCAAUGCUGUCGUGGAUUCAGACAUGCACGUCUUUGUUGCAGGUCUGCUCGAAGCGGAACAGCAUGGCCGACGGUACCUGUUCAGAACAGGCGCCGCCUUUGUCUCGUCCAGGCUCGCCAUCAAGGCGAUUCCACCGUUGAGACUCGAGGAUCUUGGCGUCGACAAAACCGCCCGAGUGCAGCCCGGCGGGCUCGUCCUGGCAGGCUCCUACGUCCCCAAAACCACCGCUCAGCUUCAGCGGCUGCGUGAGCGCAGGGGCGACAAGCUGCACGUUCUUGAGCUGCCUGUGGCCCAGCUCGUAAGCUCCGUCGGGGCCGCCGGGGCUCUCGUCAAAGAAGCUGCCAGAGAAGCAUCCGAGACACUGGCUGCGGGCAAAGAUGUUCUGGUCAUGACCUCGCGGGAGCUGGUCAAGGGCGCUGACGCGCUCAGCUCGCUCAGCAUUGGCUCCAGAGUCGCUCAAGCCUUGGUUACGCUCAUGGAAGAGAUCAAUGUGCGACCGCGCUACAUUAUCGCCAAGGGCGGCAUCACGUCGUCCGACGCGGCCACGAAAGGCUUGAGGAUGCGUCGGGCGCGGGUGCUCGGGCAGGCAGCGCCAGGGGUGCCUCUGUGGGUGUGCACAGAGGAGACGAGCCGUCAUCGAGCCGUCCCUUAUGUCGUGUUUCCGGGGAAUGUGGGCAGCGAGGAUACGCUCGCUGACAUUGUGGAAUCGUGGGCUAUUUAA